GAUUGUUUUUUGCGUCAUUUCCGGCGCCCUUUUUCCGCGACGGAAGAUCGCAGUGUUUCGCUGCAUCGCACUAUAUUUGUGUGAAAGAUGUCUCCGUCUGUGUUCAAUUUUAAUGAAGCCAAAGAUAAAUUUACGGCUGCAACUAUAAGUGCGUUGGACAGUAAGACCAUCAAACCCUUGAUAAACAUAUUCAACCAGCUAUCCGGAAAUGAGACGGAGAAGAAGACAACGUUCGAUCAGGCCCUUCGAGGGGUGUUGGAGGGGGUAAUUGUGAAACAGAACACUGGCUGUGAUGAUUUCCUGUCGCUCAUUUACCUCAGUAUUGAUGGAGUCACUGAAGGUAUCUGCUCAGCCACAACCCCUUUCCUCCUGCUUGGAGAUGUGCUUGACUGUCUUCCUCUCGACCAGUGUGACAAAAUAUUCACUUUUGUUGAGGAGAACGUCUCUACGUGGAAAUCUAGCUCAUUUUAUACUGCUGGGAAGAACUACUUGUUAAGGAUGUGCAAUGAUCUCCUGAGGCGUCUGUCCAAAACGCAGAACACUGUCUUCUGCGGCCGGAUCCAGCUAUUUCUGGCUCGACUGUUUCCCCUGUCGGAGAAAUCCGGUCUGAACUUGCAGAGCCAGUUUAACCUUGACAACAUCACAGUGUUCAACAAGAAUGAGCAGGAGAGCACUCUUGGUCAGAAGCACACAGAAGAGAAAGAGGAGGGUAUGGAAGUGGAAGAGGGUGAGAUGGGAGACGAGGAGCCGACUCCCUGCACCGUUCCCAUUGAUUACGCCCUGUAUAGAAAGUUCUGGACAUUGCAAGACUACUUCAGGAACCCAGUGCAGUGCUACGACAAGUUUUCCUGGAUGACCUUUCUGAAGUACUCGGAUGAGACCCUGGCGGUGUUUAAAAGCUACAAACUGGACGACACACAGGCGUCGAAGCGGAAACUGGAAGAGCUCAGGACAGCGGGAGGAGAGCACGUGUACUUUGCGAAAUUCCUCACCAGUGAGAAGCUGAUGGACUUGCAGCUAAGUGACGGUAACUUCCGACGCCACAUUCUCCUACAGUAUUUGAUCCUCUUCCAGUAUCUGAAAGGCCAGGUCAAGUUCAAAAGCUCCAAUUGUGUUUUAAAUGAUGACCAGUGCCUAUGGAUGGAGGAAACCAGCAAACUGGUUUACCAGUUGCUCAGAGAAAUUCCACCUGAUGGAGACAAAUUUGCCAACACGGUGGAGCACAUUUUGAACAAUGAGGAGAACUGGAAUGCGUGGAAAAAUGAAGGCUGUCCAAGUUUUGUGAAGGAAAGGCCUGCUGACGCGAAGCCCUCAAGGCCGACUCGUAAGAGACCGGCGCCGGAGGACUUCUUGGGGAAGGGUCCUGACCGGAAGAUCUUCAUGGGCAAUGAUGAAUUGACACGACUCUGGAAUCUCAACCAUGACAACAUGGAUGCCUGCAAGUCAGACAGCAGGGAGUUCAUGCCGUCUCUCGAAGAGUUUUUCGAGGCGGCCAUCGAGCAGGCCGACCCAGCCAAUAUGGUGGAGGAUGAGUACAAGGUGGUGAGAAACUCCAACUACGGCUGGAGGGCAUUGCGCUUGCUGUCCCGGAGAAGUCCCCAUUUCUUCCAGCCCACGAACCAGCAGUUCAAGAGCUUGGCGGACUACCUGGAAAGCAUGGUCAUCAAGCUGGCUAAAGAGCUUCCGAAAGAUCUCCCAUCUGAAGAAAUAAAAACUGGCGAGGAAGAAGAGGAUGACGAGAAUGGCGAUAAUCUCCUGAAGGAGAGCAAUGAUAGCCCCGGAAUCCAGAACAAGCUUGUAUCCAACCAACAGAUGGAUGAAGUAGCAGCUAAGCUGGGCUCCCAGUGGAAGACGCUGGCAACGCAGCUGGAGAUGAAGGCGGCCGAGGUGCGGGAGAUCGAGACGGAGAGCGAGGACGCGGACAUGCAGGCCAAGCUGCUGCUGGUGGCGUGGCAGGACAGGGAAGGCAGCCAGGCCACGGUGGAGAACCUGAUCACGGCACUGAACGCGGCAGGGUUCUCCAGCUUCACAGAGGCUCUCAGUGACACAUAGGCAGGACGUGUCCCUGUGCGCCCGACCACAGCGAAUUCUUUUACUGUAUACCGUCAUUCGUUAAAUAAAUGUUUUUGUAAAAGUA
This is a messenger RNA of Paramormyrops kingsleyae, 2137 nucleotides long. RefSeq names its product THO complex 1 (gene thoc1). Gene Ontology annotation, molecular function: protein binding. Gene Ontology annotation, cellular component: THO complex part of transcription export complex. The record is from RefSeq and is a predicted model, not a curated record. Gene Ontology annotation, biological process: mRNA export from nucleus; signal transduction. NCBI's taxonomy places the organism in Eukaryota, Metazoa, Chordata, Actinopteri, Osteoglossiformes, Mormyridae.